AUGAACCUCGACGUGGGCAGACGCAUCUCUCUCGGUCCGCACAAGGGCACUAUCCGCUACCGUGGUCCAGUCCCGCCUUCUGCCGGAGAAUGGCUGGGUGUCGAAUGGGAUGACCCAACACGUGGCAAGCACGACGGUACCAGCGCAGACGGAACCCGAUACUUUCACGUUCGAAUUCCCGGCAGCGGAUCUUUCAUCCGUCCGACCUCUUCUAAGCUCUCGAGCGGAUGCAGCUUUCUCUCUGCACUUCGCAACAAGUAUUGUCCUCCAACCGAAUUGUCUGCAGCGGCGCAGCGGUCAGUGGGACGAGAGCAGCAGUAUUCGCGCAAGAACAUCGCCGACAUCGAAAUCGAAACUCCGAAUCUCGAUCGCAUCGCGAUCAAAUCCGCACGGCUCGAUAGAUUGAAGGAGGUCGGUCUUGGUGGAUGGAACUAUUCUUCACUAUCGGAUGCGGAUACUGAGGCGGGUCAGGAUGCGCGGUUUGAUGUGGCCAGAGCGUACGAGGAAGGGGAGGGGGAGCGUGGUGGAAGUGGCUCGAUAAGCGCAACGUGUCCGAACAUUAGGUGGCUGGAUCUGUCGAGGUCGUUGUUGCCCGAUUGGGAGGAAGUUUCGUUGAUAGCUGGCGAGUUGAGGCAGCUGAAGACGCUUCUGCUGCAUUUCAAUCGGUUGCAGUCGCCGCCGGAGGAGAUACCGCCAAGCUGGGGGGAGAGGUUGGGACAUAUUCAGGACUUGCGCUUGGAUGGGACGCUGAUGCAGUGGUCUGAGGUGGUGAGGCUAGCACCUGCAUUCCGGGGCUUGCGCUCGCUACACAUCGGCAGCAACGAGAUCGUCACCCUGGCUGGGAGCAGCGUAGCAGCUGGGAACCAGGGUGGGGCGGAGAUCUUUCCAUCCCUCACAUCGCUCAGUCUGGAGGACAACGGGCUCGAGUCGUGGCCAGAUAUCGUCGCGGCGCUGUCUGCACUUCCCAGUCUUGAGACGCUCAACCUCGAUCGCAAUCGUAUCACCCACAUUCCACCCGCGACUGCGACGUCUGCAACACCCAGACUAUCCAGACUCAAGGAACUUCACCUACGAGGUAACGGAAUCGACGCAUGGUCCUCGCUCGAAAACCUUGCUCACUGGCUCGGACCUUCUACAUCGCUCGAAGCACUACACAUCUCCGACGUCCCGCUCGAAGAAGAUGCAACCCCAUCUCAUCCAAUUGAGUCAGACAAUGACCUACUGUCACAGUACGAAUAUCGCGACUUUCGAGCGCUCGCCAUCGCCCGUCUCCCCACGCUCAAAACCCUCGACAAGACCGAGAUCACACCCAAAGAAAGACGCGAUGCCGAACUGUUCGUCUACACGCGCUUUCGUGAAUCCGACGCAUACAUCAUCCAAGGCGGUGUAUCUCGACAAGGUACACACGACCGAUUGGACUUGUCGAAUCAAGAGAAAGCCGAGAGGUUUCCGAGAUUUAUCGAGCUGGCCAAAGUCUUCGACGGAGAAGAGGCUUUCUCCAUUCCGUCGGAUGGUGCGCAGGGGGAGGGGGGAAAGAGUGACAGGAAAAAGAAUACGCUCAGAUCUAAGAUGCUCCGUAUCUCGGUGGUCGUUUGUGCAGCUGCGCCGGUUGCAACGGCACCUCAUGUUACCGGCGAGGUUGCGGUAAAGGAAGGGGUGCAGGUGUUGGCGUCAACGCCGUUGCGGUUGCUCAAGAUCAAGUUGGCGUCUGCGGUGGGGGUCAAGGUGGGACAAGUGGGAGCAGUGUGGGCGUUGAUGAAGCAGUCGAAUGGAACUGAGGAGGGUGAGAAGGGGGAUGGAGGGGAGAAGAUCGUGCUGGAGCUGGACGACAUAUCGAGGAGUCUGGACUGGUAUGAAGUGGCGUCAGGCGAUUCACUCGUGCUGGUUGUCGAUUCGUAA
This is a messenger RNA of Pseudozyma hubeiensis SY62, 1899 nucleotides long. RefSeq lists its product as hypothetical. Gene Ontology annotation, molecular function: protein binding. Bases 1 to 1899 code for a protein of 632 amino acids. Lineage: Eukaryota; Fungi; Basidiomycota; Ustilaginomycetes; Ustilaginales; Ustilaginaceae. The record is from RefSeq and is a predicted model, not a curated record. The transcript has a single exon.